Messenger RNA from Gamsiella multidivaricata, 2991 nucleotides. RefSeq names its product Sodium/hydrogen exchanger family-domain-containing protein. The record is from RefSeq and is a predicted model, not a curated record. Lineage: Eukaryota; Fungi; Mortierellomycota; Mortierellomycetes; Mortierellales; Mortierellaceae. Gene Ontology annotation, biological process: proton transmembrane transport. Gene Ontology annotation, molecular function: antiporter activity. Gene Ontology annotation, cellular component: membrane. The transcript has 3 exons. Bases 1 to 2991 code for a protein of 996 amino acids.
AUGGGUGCAGCGCCAGGAAGCGUCCUGACGGGACUCAACCCGACUGAAGUCAGUCCGUCCGAUCCAUUCGUGCUAUUUGUCAUCCAGGCUGUAAUCAUCAUCGGGCUAUGCUACAUCCUGCACUUUGGCCUGCAUAAGAUGAAGCAGCCCCGCGUCGUCUCCGAAGUCAUUGCGGGUAUUAUCCUCGGUCCCUCGGCCAUGGGCCGCAUACCCGGCUUCGCCAGUACCAUCUUCAACCCUGACAGUUUGCCCUACCUGAACCUGGUCUCAACCAUCGGUUUGGUCUUGUUCUUGUUCUUGGUUGGUCUGGAGUUGGAUCCCGCCCUGGUUCUGAAACGCGCUCGUUUCGCUCUCGGCAUAUCAUUUGCAGGCAUGGCCUUGCCUCUCGGAGUCGGUGCCGCCGUCAGUUAUGUUCUUUACGAGGAGCUCGGUCCUGAUACCGCGGUUGGGUUCGGCCAAUUUCUGCUUUUCUGUGGUGUCGCUAUGGCCAUCACUGCGUUCCCGGUCCUGGCUCGCAUCCUAGCGGAGCAGAAGUUGCUGACGACGAAAGUCGGCUUCCUCACUAUCUGUGCUGGCGCAGUCGGCGAUAUUGUGGCCUGGAUCCUGCUGGCUCUCGUCGUUUCCAUUAUCAACAGUGCUAGCAGAAUCACUCCCCUGUACGUUGUCCUGCUAUCAAUUGCAUGGAUAUUGGUUCUGAUAUUCGCGGUUCGUCCCUUUUUUACGCUCAUGAUCAGGGUUACAAAGUCGCAGGACGAGCCUAGUCAGACCAUGAUGGCCUGCACCCUCGCAAUCGUACUGAUCAGCGCCUUUAUCACGGAUAUUAUUGGUGUGCAUUCUAUCUUCGGCGCCUUUCUUGUUGGCCUGAUCAUCCCCAAUGAUACGGGCUUCGCUCACGGAGUUACCAAAAGAAUCGAGGAUCUUGUCAGCGUCAUCUUCCUCCCAAUCUAUUUUGCUCUCUCAGGACUCAAGACUCAGGUCGGGCUGCUGGACAAUGGACGAAUUUGGGGCCUGGUGAUCCUGACGACCGCCGUCGCGUGCUUUGGAAAAAUCAUAGGAUGCUCGGUUGCUGCACGCGUUCAAGGCAUGGAGUGGAGAGAAUCUUUCGCUAUCGGCGUCCUCAUGAACUGCAAGGGUCUGAUUGAGCUAAUUGUGCUCAACAUUGGCUACGACGCUGGCGUUAUCAACGAUAAGGUCUUUGUGAUCAUGAUCGCCAUGUGUUUAAUUACGACCUGCAUGACAACCCCAGCCGUGUCUUGGAUUUAUCCCAUUCAUUACCAACGGGCUGCCGCCUUGCGCGCCGCUGCAAAGGAACGUAAGAAACAUGGCGACUUUGGCCCCGAGCGAGUCGCGUCCCCCACUGGAGCCAAUGGAACGAACCAGGGAUUCAUGCUCUGUCUCGACAAGAUCCAUAACCUGCCUGCCAUGAUGACAUUCCUGGAGAUGCUGCACCAUGCUGUCCCCAAGUCCUCAAGCGUCAACGGUAGCGACUCGUCGCUCACAGUUCCUGGAUCAUGUACUCCGCUGACUCAACCUGCGACGAACGAGACUAUCUCUGGUCCUAAACUUUUGGCCUUACGACUUUUGCAUCUGACCGACCGAAGCUCGUCCGUACUGCUCGCUGCGACGGAGCGCGCCGAGGUUUUGCGCCGUGACGCAUUGAUGACUGUGUUCCAAGCGUUCGCCAAGCUGAACGGGAUCUUUGUCCGUCCACGCGUGACCCUUUCCACGGAUCCCGAUGACUUUGCUAACAGCAUCUAUGAUGAGGCGCUUGAGAGCGGCAGCAAUGUCAUUAUCGUACCCUGGAAUUCGAGUUCACUUCCUGAUCCUCCUAUGAGCAACUCGGAAGAGGGCGAGAAACCUGUCUUGUCGCGCCCUCUAGUCACAUCCAACACGCAGAUGGUUAGCCGCCUAUUGAGCACCACAGCGAACACUGGCCUGGUCACCGCUGUCUUUGUGGACAGGGAGUUUGGGGGAGCAGGACACUUUCCCAACAUCAUGAUUCCACUCUAUGGUUCCCAUGACGACGAGGAGGCUCUGAAGAUUGCUUCAGCUAUGAGCCAUAACCGAUUGUGCAACAUUCUCAUCGUUCGCAUUGAGGUAGCCAAAGGGUCCCUUACGAAGGAAGAAGAGAGUCGUGGUGUCAUGGUGGAUAUUGAUGCGCAAUCUAUUGACACGGACAUGGAUGAAGCGGUCAAGUUACCGGAGGACAACCAGGCCCUGGUCCGGUCCUAUUUUCCACAUAGGGCCUUUGCUAUUGGAGACAAGCGCGCGGAUGCUAAGCGCACCUCAAUUGAUGGAGCAGUGGAGGCUGGUACUGGCGUUUUUAUUCACGUUGUUUCGACUGUGCGUGAUGCUAUUGGGCUCUCGAAGGCAUUGUUGGGAUCGCGCGACCUCCUGGUGAUGGGACGUGGACUGACGACCAAGCGAGCGAAGCACAGCUCUGCCAAUUCUAUGUAUACUCCGGAUCCUACGCCCCAACCCGUUACUGUCCACGGCGUGUCUACCAGCAUCCAGGCAAGCUCGACCAAGCCAACACUGCAUCUUGACAAUUUGCCAACCGGAUUUAUGGUGUCGAAAUCGAACGUCAAUACACCUACCCAAGUCAACGAUAAUCCGUUCAAUAGCCAAGAGCCUGGAUUGAAGCCUCGCCAGCUUCGUCCCCAGCAGUCCUCUCGGGACCUGCACUAUUCGUUCAUGACAGUGUCGAACAUCCUUGGCGUGGUUGCUCAGAACUACUUGACCUCCGGCAUUGCCCCCUGUUUGUUGGUCGUUCAGUCUGGAUCCAGGCACUCGAAUGAGGCUGAGCAUUCGAGAGCGCACACGUCGGGUGUAGCGGGGUCACUUCGUGUUCCGGUACAGAACUUUGCCAAUGGUCGGCCCUCGAUCAAUGGCGGAAGUCGGUCCGUGAGCUUUGAGGACAACAAUGCACCGGCGUAUGUUACAGCGGAGCAACUUCGAGGCGUUCAUGGUAUGGACGAGAAGCGAGGAUGA